Molecule: messenger RNA, 2437 nt
Organism: Amblyraja radiata (thorny skate)
Lineage: Eukaryota; Metazoa; Chordata; Chondrichthyes; Rajiformes; Rajidae
Gene: b4galt2
Product: UDP-Gal:betaGlcNAc beta 1,4- galactosyltransferase, polypeptide 2
Exons: 7
Coding region: 609-1724 (371 amino acids)
Biological process (GO): carbohydrate metabolic process
Cellular component (GO): Golgi apparatus
Molecular function (GO): galactosyltransferase activity
Source: RefSeq, a predicted model, not a curated record
CUAGUUGUUUCUGAACUGCAAGGCGAGUGGAACAUUGUAACCGGCGCUGGCAGUCAGACCCGCUUCAGCACCGCGCACAGUCAGACAGUCUCUCUCUUCCCCCUCUCCCUCCCUCCCCUCCCCCCUGGUUAGCUCCACACCGUUUCCCAGCUUCUCCUUUCCGAGUCGCCACCUCGAAUUCAUAAAAUGUUGCGGCUUUAUUGCAAAGAUUUUCGUUGCGUGGAAUGUGUAAGGUUGCAUUUUCAUGCUUUUUGUUCCUUCCCCGCUCUCCUUUCUGAAAGGCUUUGUGUCUUUGCUGUCUGAGUGCCUUCGUCUGGCGGCCAAUGAUUGCACUGGGUGUUUUUUUUUUUACACGCUGCAAUUUCUAUCUAGUUCAUCUUGAUCAAUGAAGAGGUGAAAACAAAGACUGAAGAUUUAUUUCUUGUAGGACAUGUAUCGGUGUUACAUUUUACAGUGGGAAAACAGGUAGUAUAUGGACAGUGACGGGAUCCGUGGAAGACAAGCUAAUGUACUGAGGAUAGACACCAAAAGCUGGAGUAACUCAGCGGGACAGGCAGCAUCUCUGGACUAGCUAAUGUACUGCUCCGCUUACCUGCUGUGUACAGAAAAUGACCAGACUGAUGUUAGGGAAGAAUUUGGAAAGAAUAUGCAAAGCCGUGCUCUUGCUGUGUCUGGUGCACUUUAUCAUAAUGACGAUCUUCUACUUGGAUGUCUACACCCAAAGGUUCGACAUAUUCAGCCGCUUUAACAGUAGGAAUUAUUCCAAGAUGCAUCAGUACUUUAACAUCUCAAAGCCCAAUGGAACCUCACCGGCCAUCCUGGGUGGCGAAGAUCAUUUUGUGUCGAGCAGGAAGUUGGAGAGUAAUCUUACAGUCACAAAGAAGCCUUUGCCAUUGUGUCCUGAUGUCCCACAGGGGUUAGUUGGAAGACUGUUGAUAGAAUUCAGCUCCCUGAUGACGAUGGAGAAAGUUCAAAGAGAGAACCCAGAUGUACGAGAAGGAGGCAAAUACACACCAGCCGACUGUAUAGCUAAGCAAAGAGUUGCCAUCAUAAUUCCAUUCAGGCACAGGGAACACCACUUGAAGUUCUGGCUCCAUUACUUGCAUCCCAUUCUCCACAGGCAGAAGAUCAACUAUGGCAUUUAUAUCAUAAACCAGCAAGGUGAAGGCAUGUUCAACCGAGCAAAGUUACUGAACAUUGGUUACAUGGAGGUACUGAAGGAUGGAGAGUAUGACUGCUUUGUAUUCAGUGAUGUCGACUUGAUCCCGAUGGAUGACCGAAAUCUCUACCAUUGUUAUGACCAGCCGCGUCACUUUGCAAUUGCAAUGGAUAAAUUUGGAUUCAGGCUCCCGUACAAUGGAUAUUUUGGUGGCGUCUCAGGAUUGAGCAAGGAACAGUUUCUAAAAAUAAAUGGCUUCCCAAAUGAAUACUGGGGCUGGGGCGGUGAGGAUGAUGAUAUUUAUAACAGAAUAACACUGAAAGGUAUGAAAGUAUCCCGACCAGACUCCAGGAUUGGAAAAUACCGAAUGAUAAAGCAUGAACGAGACAAGCACAAUGAACCCAACCCCCAGAGGUUUACAAAAAUCCAGAACACAAAGUUAACCAUGAAGCAAGACGGGAUCAACACCUUGAAAUACAAGCUGGUGAACAUAGCCAAGUACCCGAUGUACACAAACAUCACAGUGGACAUUGGCAUUCCGCCACCUCGAGUUUCAAGGGGAUAACAGGUUGUGAGCAAAGAUAGUUUUCCUGUUGCUCUGUGCUUCAUUGCAGACAAGUCUUUCCGUCUGUCAUUCUCUGUCUUUCUCUUUCUGUCUCCAAAGAAUUACAGUGAAUACAAGAUAAAAUAAAGAAAACUAACAAAGCAUGUGGAAGUGAGAGGAAAUAAAAAAAAUCCUCUUGCUCUGUAAGACUGCUGAAGUGCUGCCUUCUGGAAUUGAGAGAUGUAAAGCCGACAAGACCAGGUUGACAUGAUCUGGGAGGAUUAUUCUUUUUAAGCUCUUUUAUUGGUGUGAAAUCAAGUGGGAAAUGAAGCUCCGUACAAUCUCUUUAGUACUGUUAACAAAAUCCUUGGUCUCUCUGAAUGUGACUUCCUCUAACAAACGAAAACCUUGCUCUGUUUCAAUCUGGCUCACUGGAGUAUCAUUGCCUCAAAAUCUUGGGGCAGAUUCCUUUAGUUGCCGGCGAGACCUUAUAUUACAAGAAAAUGUGCCUGCAAGGUCAUUAUGGAUCACAGCUAUUUUAACUCUUUGAGUGCUGAAUAAUCUUUGCAGCUUUCAGAAUCACUGUAUGCUCAUGUUUUCUACCAUAUAACAUAAGGGGUUUCUUGUAAAUUUCUAAUAUUGAAUGUUAUUAAAAAAAAUAAAAUCAUGAAAGGAAAACUCAAGAAAAAUCUCCGGAUUUACAGAAUUUGAUAAAUAAAUAGAAAGAAAUUUCA